Messenger RNA from Cylicocyclus nassatus, 522 nucleotides. Lineage: Eukaryota; Metazoa; Nematoda; Chromadorea; Rhabditida; Strongylidae. The record is from the annotation of a GenBank genome assembly.
AUGGCUUUAAAAUGCUUUACAAAGAGUACUACUGUUAUAGCUGGAAAUCAGACAGUAACCCAGAAUUCCCUUCUUCAGUUUGAUUACGCAACAAAAGAAUGUGACGCUAUUGUUCUCAGAAAUAAUUCCAUAAUAUUUUCUGGAACGGGUACAUAUCUUGUUGUUUUUAAUGCUUCUGGAGCAGGUACUGUGGCUGAGUCUACGGCUACAUUCCAAUUGUACAACAACGGUGUUCCUAUGACUGGAAUUUCAGCAAGCGUAAACACUCCAGCAAACACAAAUAUAAGCGGAAUGGGUUUCUCAACCGUAAUCAACGAGCACGUUUCAGAAGAGAUUGAUGAUUCUGACUGGUAUCUUGAGAUGUCCAGGUCAGCAGAACUGAUGCAGGAACGCAAGAUUGCCAAUCUUCUGAAGAUAAUCUCAGAUGAAGAGAUGUGUCACAGCAAGAUGCUUAUGAAAUGUCUUUCUAUGCUGGGCGUGGAAUACGACCACAAAGCCUCGGCAAAGACUGGUUCAAAAUAA